CAUACCAGACGGUUUCAGUCGAGAAAUUCAGUACGGUUUGAAUUUUAAGAUUUAAAUUGUUUGGAAUCGUUAAAAUUACUUUGAAAUCAUGUCAUCAAUUGGACAAAAAAGAGUUAUUAAACGUCUUAUGAAGGAUUUGGAAGAGUUGAGAGAGAAUCCUAUUUCAAACAUCUCUGCUGAACCACUAGAUGAAAAUUUCCUUGAAUGGCAUUGUAAUUUUGUACACAAUGGAGACGUUUAUCAUAUAAUACUCUACUUUCCUGAAUGCUAUCCAUUCAAAUCACCUUCAGCUGAAUUUAUGCCUAUGGGCUAUCAAUUCACUGGUGGUGCUGCCAGUCAGGGAAAGAAAGGCACUAAGGUUUGUUUGUCGAUCUUUUCCGAUUUCGAAUAUAUCCACACAGAAUGGGCCGAUGAAAAGUCAGUUGGAUGGUCACCCAGUUAUACUGUUCAAACUGUUUUACUAAAUUUAUUGGCUUUUAUAAUUGAUAAUGAACGAGAUGGUUCCUCAAAUGCAAAUGUUCGCUUGACAAAGGGUUUUAAAUGUUCUGAUUGUGGGCACAGCUACGCAAAACCAUUUCCCCCUCUACCAGAAGAAGCCUCGAGUAAGUCAGCUUCAGCUUCGAGAACCGUGGUUGUCGAUUAUAUAUCAAAGAUCAAAUUGAACCCGAAAGAAAGACCUAGGAAUGAGAGCGAAUUGUUUGGUUAUGGCAUAAUUAUAGAAGGACAAAAUCGUAAUAUUCAACUGACAUCUCCAUGCGAAUACUUGUUAGCCGAUUCAUAUUAUUCGAUGCUGAAAGAUACUGGCUCGGUUACAUCCAUGAUGAAGGAAAAAUUACAGUACUUUCUCCCACUGUUUAUAAAUCCAAUACAUGGACAGAAUUUAAAGCCAACCUUUGAAAAAACAGUUAAAGCUUUAUCAACUAAGCUGCAAAUGGAAGAUGACAUACACAAAGCUAUUAUAAAGCUCCUAUCGAAUCUUAUGAAUUCAACUGUUGUUCAAUUCUCAAAGUCAAAAGUCGCUAGUGAACACCAUUUGAACGGCUACUUUGCUCUGCAUAGAUUACUAUUAUGGGCUUGCGACACCUAUCCAAAGCUUCGACCCAUGAUGGAGCAAAGAAUUGAAAAUUUUAUUGGAAAACCUGAUCAUAGACAUAAGAGUAUGUGUCCAAAUAUUGGCGAAUGGUUGAUAAUGUUGGCUGGAAGUGAAAAGUAUAGGUGGGGAAAUGUAAACACUCAUGUAAUUGAGGAAUGCUGGAAGAGAAAUGUAAUGUGGUACUUAAAAGAUCAUUCUAAAUUAGGUGACCCUUCUGUUGAUCGAGAUUACAGAUUAUCUACCACUUUCCAAGCUACCCAGGUUAGCCAAAAGUUGAUUGCAUUUCAAGUAAUUUUCUUGGAUGUUGCAAUGCCAGGCAACAUGCCAAUAAAUAAUGUUAUACAAAGAUAUGACGAAAACAAUGGAUUUCCUUCUGAAAGCAUGAUGAAGGAAAUUAAAGCAAGAUUCAAAGGUCUAGAAGAAAUAAAAAACUACGGUGAUUGGUUCAAUGUAUUAAACAUGAAACCACCGUCUAAGGACACCGUUUUCUCUUUAUUAAAGAAAUCUGUUAAAUAUGCUGGAGAAACACAGGGUUAUUAUUUCAAUAAUUCUGCUAGAAGAGAUCAGGGAAGGUAUAAUGAUAGAAAUAGACAUCAAGACAGAUAUAACUCAGGAAGAUAUGGAGGAGCAGGAGCAAGACGCUAUUAA
This is a messenger RNA of Dimorphilus gyrociliatus, 1741 nucleotides long. The record is from the annotation of a GenBank genome assembly. NCBI's taxonomy places the organism in Eukaryota, Metazoa, Annelida, Polychaeta, Dinophilidae.